Molecule: messenger RNA, 1007 nt
Organism: Cicer arietinum (chickpea)
Lineage: Eukaryota; Viridiplantae; Streptophyta; Magnoliopsida; Fabales; Fabaceae
Product: mavicyanin-like
Cellular component (GO): plasma membrane
Molecular function (GO): electron transfer activity
Source: RefSeq, a predicted model, not a curated record
UUAUGCGGGCCACAUGUUGUUGUUUUGUAAAGUUGGUUUUCAUCUAACCCAUUAAUUACCAUUUUCAAGUUCCAACAUCCUCAAACUCUAGUCAACAGGGUCUAUAAAGUCCUCAACAUUAGAAAAAAAGAAGAAAAUAAUUAAAAAAAAAAACAAGAAGGAUCUCUUGCAAAGCCUAGCUUAAAGUUAUGGCUUUGGUAGAAAGAGCUAUGGUUUUGUCUAUAGUGAUGGUAACUAUGCAGAUUUCAUAUGCAGCUGUAUACAAGGUUGGUGAUUCUUCUGGCUGGACUACCCUUGGUAACAUUGACUACAAAAAAUGGUCUGCUACAAAGAAUUUCCAAAUUGGUGACACUAUUAUAUUUGUAUAUAGUGCACAAUUCCAUAAUGUGAUGCGAGUGACACAUCCUAUGUACAAGUCAUGCAAUGCAUCAUCACCUAUUGCAACAUUCACCACUGGAAAUGAUUCCAUAAAGAUAACAAAUCAUGGUCAUCAUUUCUUCUUUUGUGGUGUUCCUGGACACUGUCAAGCAGGACAGAAAGUUGAUAUUAAUGUGCUCAAGGUUUCUGAAGCAGCUUCUGCACCUAAUCCAUCUUCUUCAGCUUUGGCUUCUCCUGCUACUGUUCCAGCUUCCAUUAAUGUACCGGCACCUUCUCCUAGCAAUGCUGCCAAGUUGAAAUUUAUUGGUUUAAAGAGAGUUUUUGGUGUCAUUAUUAUGGGUUUGGCCAUGCAUUUCCUUGCUGUUUGUGUCUAGUUAUGCUUAAUAUGGAAGUGUUUUAAUUUCUUUAGUUUGGUUUGUGGGGCCAUUUUGGUUUUUCUUUCUUUCUUGUAUUGGAACUUCUCUAUUUCCUUCGUCUGAAUAGAUGACAAGAAAAACAUGUACUAUAAGAUGUAUUAUUACAAUGUAUUUUCCACUGCAUGUAGGAUUUUGUAAGAGUUAUGGUGUAUUGAAUUCGAAUCUAAAUACAUAGAUAUCUAAUCUAAUGAAUAAUGAUGAGUGUUAAAAUUA